Molecule: messenger RNA, 8781 nt
Organism: Rhopilema esculentum
Lineage: Eukaryota; Metazoa; Cnidaria; Scyphozoa; Rhizostomeae; Rhizostomatidae
Source: RefSeq, a predicted model, not a curated record
AAACAGCAACAAACACACAAAUCAGUGUUGGCUAAUAUUUCGCCCCGGCAUACGGGGCUUCAUCAGAGCAAAAGUAAACGAACUAACAAUUUACAAAUUUCAAAGAUUUCCACUUCAAAGAAGCUAAUAUUCCUGACUAUUACAUUUUCCACUUCCAAGAAGGAAGGAAGCAGGGGAAAAACCUUUCUCCCAGAUCACGUGAGACAUAUCUUCCAAUAAGGAACGUUUUUGAAGUCCCGUGAUCCAGUUCUGUGGCAUUGGCAGCAGCCUAGCCUGUCCAGUGAGCCUCUCGCGUUUGGAAGCCUUGCGAAGAACAUUUUAUAGAAAUAGAAGUGCAAAAUAAUUUGUGAAACUUUUGUUUAAUUGGGAAGUGUAUUCGGAUGACUCGAAAAAAGAAACAUCGACAUGCAGCACAACAGAAGACCGAGGGGAAAAAAAGAGCAGACUCUCCGAUGUCAGAACAAUGUUCUGAUGAUGGCGGUGUUCCUCAAGCAGAUGAUACAUUUGUAUUCCAAAUGUCCUGUCGGCCUAAUGGUUCCAAGUUAAACAAGCCAACAGAUUUCUUCACCAUGUUUUUCGCGGUUUGUGCAAAAGACAGUGAUAAAAAAAUCUCUUUUGAGAAGAUGCAGUUUUUGAAAGACGACAUUUUUCUUUUUCAAAGCAGCAAGAAACAUCGUAGAGCCGUUCAAGAGCUCCAAAGUAGAGGAGAAAGAGAAUAUGGUGCAAAGACAAUAAAAGUCUUGUCUAUUCAAAAUAUGAGACCAAAUCCAGAUUCUAAAACAAGCACUGUAGAAGAGAGUGUCUGCGUUGAUGGAAGAGUUGUCCGCGUUGUUGGUGAUAUAUCUUCUGUUGGGAUGGAUAAGCUUCGUUCCUAUGUCGAAAGUGAAGAAUCAGGUGGUGGCAUGAUAGAAGUGGAUGAUUUGAAAGCAGACCCCGCAACCAUAACUCUCUGGAAAAGAGAAGCUGCAUAUGGGCUCGUUGACCGAGGAGUGCACACAAUUAAUGGAAUUAGCGUUUCCUUCAUAUUAAAUCAUCCUGAACCUGAAUAUCCAAGUUCCGGGUUGCAAAACGAUCUUGAAAGUGGUUGUACUGUGGAAAUCGGUGGUAGUAUUCAGGAUAUAUGGAGCGAUGUGCUCGUAACUUAUUUCCAAAAUCAAAAUACGUCUGGUGGUGGUAAAAUACGGGAGCACAACCUCGACAAAAGUCCUCCCACAGUCACGUUUGUCGAAAGAGAGGCUGCAAAAAGAGUGGUGGAAAAGAGGACUCAUGUCGUAGAUGGCAAAGUAAUAACUGUUUGGUUUCCCGGCUCAUCUUCCCAAGAACCUGACGAAAAGAAAGAAGUUGCAGAAAGAGUCGUCAGGAAAGGGAAACACUGCAUUGAUAACAAAGAAUUUUUUGUGGAGUUUCCAAAAGCUGCUGCUGAAACUAGAAAUGCAGAGGAAACCAAUGCUGCUGAGAUAAGCAAUGAAAAGGAUGUUGAAAUUCACGGUGAACUGGACAAAAUCGGACAAGACACACUUUUAAUGUACCUAGAAAGCAAAAGGCGCUCUGGUGGGGGUGAAAUUGAAAAGCAUGACUUUAAUUGCAGUCCAGCAACUGUAACGUUUUGCAGUGCCGAAGUUGCAGAAAGAGUCGUCAGGAAAGGGAAACACUGCAUUGAUAACAAAGAAUUUUUUGUGGAGUUUCCAAAAGCUGCUGCUGAAACUAGAAAUGCAGAGGAAACCAAUGCUGCUGAGAUAAGCAAUGAAAAGGAUGUUGAAAUUCACGGUGAACUGGACAAAAUCGGACAAGACACACUUUUAAUGUACCUAGAAAGCAAAAGGCGCUCUGGUGGGGGUGAAAUUGAAAAGCAUGACUUUAAUUGCAGUCCAGCAACUGUAACGUUUUGCAGUGCCGAAGUUGCAGAAAGAGUCGUCAGGAAAGGGAAACACUGCAUUGAUAACAAAGAAUUUUUUGUGGAGUUUCCAAAAGCUGCUGCUGAAAAUAGAAAUGCUGAGGAAACCAAUGCUGCUGAGAUAAACAAUGAAAAGGAUGUUGAAAUUCACGGUGAACUGGACAAAAUCGGACAAGACACACUUUUAAUGUACCUAGAAAAUAAAAGACGGUCUGGUGGGGGUGAAAUUGAAAAGCAUGACUUCGAUUGCAGUCCAGCAACUGUAACGUUUUGCAGUGCCGAAGUUGCAGAAAGAGUCGUCAGGAAAGGGAAACACUGCAUUGAUAACAAAGAAUUUUUUGUGGAGUUUCCAAAAGCUGCUGCUGAAACUAGAAAUGCAGAGGAAACCAAUGCUGCUGAGAUAAGCAAUGAAAAGGAUGUUGAAAUUCACGGUGAACUGGACAAAAUCGGACAAGACACACUUUUAAUGUACCUAGAAAAUAAAAGGCGCUCUGGUGGGGGUGAAAUUGAAAAGCAUGACUUUAAUUGCAGUCCAGCAACUGCAACGUUUUGCAGUGCCGAAGAUGCAGAGAGGGUCGUCAGAAAAGGGAAACACUGCAUUGAUAACAAAGAAUUUUUUGUGGAGUUUCCAAAAGCUGCUGCUGAAAAUAGAAAUGCUGAGGAAACCAAUGCUGCUGAGAUAAGCAAUGAAAAGGAUGUUGAAAUUCACGGUGAACUGGACAAAAUCGGACAAGACACACUUUUAAUGUACCUAGAAAGCAAAAGGCGCUCUGGUGGGGGUGAAAUUGAAAGGCAUAACUUUAAUUGCAGUCCAGCAACUGCAACGUUUUGCAGUGCCGAAGAUGCAGAAAGAGUCGUCAGAAAAGGGAAACACUGCAUUGAUAACAAAGAAUUUUUUGUGGAGUUUCCAAAAGCUGCUGCUGAAACUAGAAAUGCUGAGGAAACCAAUGCUGCUGAGAUAAACAAUGAAAAGGAUGUUGAAAUUCACGGUGAACUGGACAAAAUCGGACAAGACGCACUGUUAAUGUACCUAGAAAGCAAAAGGCGCUCUGGUGGGGGUGAAAUUGAAAAGCAUAACUUUAAUUGCAGUCCAGCAACUGCAACGUUUUGCAGUGCCGAAGCUGCAAAGCGUGUAGUUUCAAAACCUGAGCAUAUAGUGGAUAACAAUGUUUUCAAAGUAGUGCGGCAUGCACCGAAGUCACCAGCUCAGUUUUUGCCAAACACCAUUUUGAUAUCAAACUUACACAAGGAAACCCAUUUUGAUUCUUUGAAACUUUACAUUGACAAGUUAUGUGGAGCUGAACCAGCUGAUGUCCUGUACUCCCAUGACAAAACGGCAGCCAUGGCUACUCUACCUGAGGAAAUCGACUGGGCAAAAGUUUCGGAAAUACAUAAAAAGCGACCCGCACUUAAUGAUAACAUGUUGAAGGUCGAACGUGUCCAAGAACCUGACAGUAUCUUCGUAAGCAACAUCCCGGAGAACAUAACUAAAGAACAUCUUUUGCUCAAGCUGGAGAAAGUUGCUGACGUGGAAUGUGAUUUUGAAAUGAACUAUAAAGAUGGACAAGGAUUCGCAAUAGUUGAAUGCAAUGAUUUAGAAGCCAUCUCAACACUCAAAAAGAAGAAAGUGGAGCUUGGCGGACAGCAUCUGGCUAUAGAGUUAUAUUUUCCAAAAGUUAUACCAGAUCAUGUUUGGAGUUUGAUUCACAAACAGCCAGCAGAAGUUCUAGUUGAAGCAGAUCCCUUGCUUAUCAAGCAUAUUAUGCGAAAUCACAAAAAGGAGAUUUCUACAGCACUGAAAUCUGAGGUUUACAAAAAAACAGAACUUUCUGCUAAUGGCCAGCAAACGUUGGUCUAUUUUGCUUUCGAAAAACAAACAGCAGAAUCUGAGCUUUUUGUCAUUGAUUUCUGUAAACAGUUUUCGAUAGAAAAGUGUCCAAGUGAAUUUGGUCAAGACAUUAAAGCUGAGAUAAAUUCAAAAAACUAUGAUGUUGCUGUUGAAGUAGAUCAAUCUGGUCAAAGUGUGCUUGUAGGUAAAAAGGUACACGUGCAAAAUCUGAUUAGUUUUAUUGAGAAGAUGUCAAAUGACGUCGUCGAAACGGAACAGAUAAUAGAGCUGCCAAAUCAGAAAAUUGAUGUAUUGAUGCUGCAUGGCUUCUUGCAAAAGCUUGCUGAGACAAUGAUGCUUAAAAUGGAACGAGGGAAUAACCAAAUACGGGUAAAGGGUAAAGAAUCCAAGUUGAUGUCAUUCGAAACAAAAGUUGCAAUUAAGAUUGGAAACAUUAAUGACCGCUUCGAGAGUGUCAGUUCUAGUAUAUUUAAAUUUCUUGAGGAUGAUAAAGUUCAUAAGAGUGUGGUGAAUCUCAUGAAAAAGCGUGACAUCCGUUUGAUAUUCAGUUCUGACACAGUACAAACAGGGGUGAGGUUUUAUGCGUUGGAAGAAAGGGAUCUAAAGAAUGGAAUCGAAAUCUUCAAGCAGCAUGUUACAGAUCAUCCAAUGGACUUGAAGAGCACCGAUGUUUCACUACUAAAAAGCAAAGAUGGUGUAGAUCAGCUUGACAUGAUCCUUAGUAAACAUCUCGUCCAUAUCGAGUUGCGGGAAGACAAGAUAGUUUUCACUGGUGUUGACGAAAUUUGUUUGAAAGCGACGAAUGAGUUGAAAGCAUUCCUUAACAAACAUGCUUACAGAAAGCAAACCCUUUCGCUUACUAAAGGCAGAGCAAGAGCAUUGUUUUCAAUUUAUGAAGAAGAGCGCCGUCAGUUGGAGACUGCUUUCAGUGGCAGAGAAGUUACGAUAAGCCUUUCCAGGGAUGAAUGUUGCAUUGAAAUAGCAGGCCGUGGAGAUUCUGCAACUGAUGUUGUUAGGAAGUUGACUGAUCUAAGCAAUGAAAUCAAACAAACUGAAUUCAUCAUGCAAAGGCCUGGACUUCUAAAAGUUAUAGAAGCGAAAGCAUUCAAAAGGGCGCUCACAGCAAUAGAAAAUUUGGACAAAGUUGUGAUAGUAAACGCAGAUGAAGACAAGGCUGGAAGUGUGCAAGAUGAGGAAAUAGAGAAAGAGUAUGCAGUUAUUUCGUCAAAUUUAGUAUGCCAGUUAAAGCUUGUUGAUGGAAAGGCUCUUUGUGUGUACGAAGGUGAUAUUACAGAUCACGAAUGUGAUGCUAUUGUAAACCCAGCGAAUGAAAAGCUUUGGCUUGGUUCUGGUGUUGCUGGUGCAAUACUUUCUCAAGGAGGCCAAACAAUACAAGAUGAAUGUGAUAAACUGGUUCAAGAAUACGGCCAAUUAAACGAGGGUGAGGUAGCAACUACAAGUGCUGGCAGACUUAAAAAUACAAAGAAAGUGAUCCACGCCUUUGGACCUCGUUGGCCGGUAAGCGGACGCUCUGUUGGCGAAAAAGAAUUGGAAUAUCGAAAAAAGGCUUGCAAGGAAAUUCUUUUUGACACAAUGAAAAACGUACUUGAAGAAGCUGAUCCACGCCUUUGGACCUCGUUGGCCGGUAAGCGGACGCUCUGUUGGCGAAAAAGAAUUGGAAUAUCGAAAAAAGGCUUGCAAGGAAAUUCUCAGUGGGAUAUAUGGUUUUCCCAAGUGGGAAAACCAUAUAUCCCACUGCUAAUAACCAAGUGUAGCAGUGGGAUAUAUGGUUUUCCCAAGGACCUCUGUGCCGAGCUCCUAACAAAAGCAGCUAGCACCAUGUUGAUACACCCUCUCUUUAAAACAUUGAGGGAAGUUCAUUUCAUUAACAAUGAUGCAGUAACGGUUACUAGUUUCCACAAAACUUUUUCGACUUUAUUCAGAUCCAAACCAGAAUUUGAAGAUUUCGGUCAACCAAAAGUUUCUCGCAGCCAUGUACGUGGAAAUUUAAAUCGGAAAUUUGUGGAUGAGUCCAACUUCCCAGGAAAAAGUUCAUCAGAAGGCGGCAAAUAUAUUUUGCUUAAUAAGGACCGAAAAAGAGCUUUAUCUGGCCUGCGAAUCGAGAUUGAGGUUGGGGACCUGGCAAAAGUGAAGGCCGAUGUCAUUGUAAAUUCCACUUCGUCAGACCUUGUUUUGUCCAAGAAUCCUAGUGCAAACAGUCUUAGUAAAGCCGCCGGACCAACCCUGCAACAGGCCUGCACCAGCCAUGUUGCGGGAAAUGGAAAUGUGCCCGAAUACCAGUUUGCUGUGACGAAAGGUGGGAAUCUCAAGUGCCAAUGGGUUUUCCACGCCGUUUGUGCACCUUACCAAGGGGUUGCUUCCGAGCAGGCUUUAGAGAAGUUCGUCGCUUUCCUUCUUGACGAAGCAGUAAAGAAAAAUGCAGAAACCUUGGCGAUGCCAGCUCUGGGAACGGGAAAAUUGGGCUUUCCCCGGGACAAAGUAGCUCGGAUAAUGAUACAAUCUGCUCAAGAAUUUGGUUCAAAGAUGAGGCAAAAUUGCCCUUUAAAGAAAAUCUUGUUAGUAGCCUUUCAUAGCGACACAGGGACAAUCCAAGCACUGGAACAAGCAAUGGGGGAUCCCUACUUGGCGACCCCAACCAGUUCAACGACAGCUGCUAAACGUGAAAGUGUUUCAACCAUAGAGGAGAGCGUUAAGAAGGCUGCUAUUGUCCAAGAGUAUGUAAAUGUUCUUGAUGUAGAAGGUUCGGCUAUCAAGCUUGGAAAAACUAUCAUUGAGAUAGAUCAUGGGGAUAUCACCGAAGAAAAAGCGGAUGCAAUUGUUGUCAUUGGAAACGAGACCCUUGAUUUCAUGGGAGCCGUUGGGAAUGCUAUUAUCCAAAAGGAAGGGCGCAAAUUUAUAUCAAAAGCAAAAAAAUACUCACCACAGGGUGCCGGAACAACCUGCCUUAUAAAAACAAAUAAUAUGCCUUCGAAAUAUGUUGCACAUAUCUACCCAAAGUCAGACAAAUUGGAUGAUUUGAGAGAAGGUACAAAGGGACUGCUACUAGAAUGUGAUCGAGAGAAUGUAAAAACAAUAUCAUUACCUGCGAUCGGAACAGGGAUUUUGGGAAAAAAGCCGAAAGAAUCUGCCAAUCUUAUUUUAAGUGCCUUUGUGGAGCUUUGUAUGGCGGAUAAGGUGAAAAAUAUUGCAAACUUACGAAUCAUAAUUUUUGAGAGGGAUAUGGUGGAUGUAUUCAAAGAACAAAUGUUUAAUAUGGUCGCCAAUCCUGAGAAAUAUUUACAUGGUGAAAACAAAGGCCUUGUAGACUGGAUCAAAGAAAAAUAUUCCAUUGUAAAGGAAUUGUUUUGGAGCCCAAAUAACAAAGUUAAAGGUGCAGCUAGAGAGCAGUACCAUCGGGUGACUGACAAAAAAAACCCUUUGAAGAUGGUGACAUGGCAUAUUUAUGGCAGAGAUACCAAAGUCCUAAAAAAGACUGAAAAGGAGGUAAGAAAGCUUGUGGAAGAAAACAUCACAACCCAUACAGUUAAAAAUGAUUUAUUUGCAAAGCUUUCGGAAGACAGAAUUGAAAAGAUCAAGGCCUAUACUGCUAGGAAUGAUGUACUCUUGGAACUUGAAAAGGACAGUGGCAGCAUGAAGCUGACUGGGUUCUAUCCGGACGUUGCGAAUGUUUUCGGGCAAUGCCACACGAUGGCUUUUGAAAACGAAAAAGCACAACAAGAGAAGAACAUGGAACAGAGCAUCGCCAAUUAUGUUCAAUGGAAAGAGAGAGGUGAUGAUGGAACGGUUAUUAAUUACGACCCAAAGCUAAACAGCAUUGUCGAAAAAGCAUUCAAAAGUAAGGAAAAGGAAAUGAAGAUUGACAUGGAAGAUAAUGGAACCGUUAGCGAGUUCUCUCUUGAUUUUGUAAGCAUGAAAGUUCGCAACGUGAAAAGCGGUCAAGAAAUGGAAAUUAUCAGAGAGGAACUUGGAGACAUAAAAAUUAAAUUGCCAGAUAAUUGGAAACCUAUGACAAAGAAAAGUGACGGGACCGAAAUGCCAGUGACCACUGAAAAGUUGUUACCCAGUUCCAAAGAGUAUACCGACAUUCUUAGCUUAUUUAACGCCACUUGUCCCUCCAAUCCUGUUGUUGAAAUUCAAAGAAUACAGAACCCACAUCUGUUCAAAUCAUUCAUGGCUAGGAAGGAAAGUAUGGAGAAGACUGCUGGGGGAAAUACUGCAAACGAAAAGAAACUAUUUCAUGGAACAAGAGGAGAUGCCGUUGGAGAAAUCAACGAGACUGGUUUUAAUAGAAGUUUUGCCGGCAUAAACGGCGUUGUUUAUGGAAAUGGUGUUUACUUCGCUCGUGAUGCUAGUUACUCAGUCCGCUAUGCUGCACCAGAUGCCAUGAGCAGGCGACACAUGUUCUUGGCUAGAGUGCUCACAGGGAAAUAUUGUGUAGGACAAAAUGGGAUGAAAGUACCACCAAAAGGGUUCGACUCAGUUGUUGAUAAUGCUGCUAACCCAUCAAUCCAUGUCGUAUUUUAUGAUAAUCAGUGUUAUCCAGAAUACCUUAUAAUCUUUUAGAUAAAUCUGUUUGACUCAGAAUUUCGUACUUUCUAGAAAAAGUAAGUCUACUUACACUCUUUUUUUAUAAGAAUAUUAUUUGUCCAGCCUCGAUAUCAUUAGCUUGGGUAUAUUCUUGAAGUAUUCUUAUCUUUUAAAAUUAUAUGGUUUCAGGAGAUAGUUCCCGCCCUCAAGUAGAAACCCCUUUUUUUGAAAAUCGAGAUAUAUCAGUAAGUCGAUUCUCUGUUAUAGCCGGUUUCCACUUGAUUCGCUCUGGUCGCGCGACUUGGCGAAAGCGAAUCAACCAAUCAGCGAAUCGGUGAACGCGACCGGUCUCUCAGCGAAUGAGGAAGUUCUGUUUGCGCAUGCUCCAAUGUCCAUUCGCUCAGUCGCGUGACCAGAGCGUAUCAAAUGGGAACCGGCCUUCAUGAACAUCGCGAUACAGGCAGAUGCUGAAAAACCAGCACAAAUGUGC